GCCACUUGUGGAAGACAGGGCGGUACACAAAUUGUGAACUUCCCGGCAUGCACUUUGUAAUAUAAAAAAAUCGCACCCACGUGUUUUCACUCUGCCGGUCUUUUUUUUUGGAAAACAUCAAGAGACCUGGACGCUUGCAGCAUGGCCUGUGCUGAAAUUGCACUACUGAGUGUGUCCGAUAAAACCGGACUGCUGGAUUUUGCUAAGCGUUUGGUGUCCGUGGGACUGUCCCUCGUUGCGUCGGGGGGCACCGCCAAAGCUCUUCGUGAUGCAGGACUGUCCGUUAGGGAUGUGUCGGAAUUGACCGGUUUUCCCGAGAUGUUGGGGGGCAGAGUUAAGACUUUGCACCCUGCGGUCCACGGGGGGAUUUUGGCCCGGCACACCCCCUCCGAUAAAGCUGACAUGGAGAACCUCGGCUUCAGUCUGGUCAGGGUGGUUGUGUGUAACCUGUACCCGUUUGUGAAGACCGUCUCUUCCCCGAAUGUGACUGUGGCAGAUGCCGUGGAACAGAUUGACAUCGGUGGGGUGACGCUCCUUCGUGCGGCUGCCAAGAACCACGCUCGAGUGACCAUCGUGUGCGACCCUGGAGACUAUGACCUCGUUGCUACGGAGAUGGAGGCAUGCGACAGCAAGGACACCACACUGGAGACCCGCAAAACCCUGGCGCUGAAGGCCUUCACUCACACCGCCCAGUAUGACGACGCCAUCUCAGACUACUUCCGCAGGGAGUACAGCGGGGGGGUGUCCCAGCUGCCCCUGCGUUACGGCAUGAACCCCCACCAGGCCCCCGCCCAAAUCUACACCCUGCGCCCCGCCCUUCCCAUCAAAGUGGUGAACGGGUCGCCGGGGUUCAUAAACCUGUGCGACGCCCUGAACGGCUGGCAGCUGGUCAGGGAGCUGAAGCGCGCCCUGGGCAUGCCCGCCGCCACCUCCUUCAAGCACGUGAGCCCGGCAGGUGCCGCUGUUGCUGUUCCGCUGAGUGAGGAGGAGGCUAAAGUCUGCAUGGUGAACGACCUUCUCCAGGACCUCACCCCACUGGCCACCGCUUACGCCAGAGCAAGAGGCGCUGACAGGAUGUCCUCAUUUGGCGACUUCAUCGCCCUGUCUGACGUCUGCGACGUUCCCACCGCCAAGAUCAUCUCCAGAGAGGUCUCCGAUGGGAUCGUCGCCCCGGGUUACGAAGAGGAAGCGCUGAAAAUUCUCUCCAAGAAGAAGAACGGCAACUACUGUGUCCUUCAGAUGGACCCAGAGUACGAGCCUGACGACGCUGAGGUGCGCGUGCUGUUCGGACUGCACCUCAAACAGAGGAGGAACGGGGCCGCGGUGGACAAGGCCCUCUUCAGCAACGUGGUCACCAAGGGCAAGCUGUCUGAGAAUGCGGUGCGUGACCUCACCGUGGCGACUAUUGCCCUCAAGUACACCCAGUCCAACUCCGUGUGCUACGCCAAGGAUGGCCAGGUCAUUGGCAUCGGGGCGGGACAGCAGUCACGGAUCCACUGCACCCGAUUGGCUGGAGACAAAGCGGACAACUGGUGGCUCAGGCACCACCCCAGGGUGCUGUCCAUGAAGUUCAGGAGCGGCGUGAAGCGGGCGGAGAUGGCCAACGGCAUCGACCAGUACGUGAGCGGGACGAUCGGAGAGGGCCCGGACCUGGCCGUGUGGAAGGGCCUGUUUGAGGAGGUCCCGGAGCCGCUCUCGGAGACGGAGCGCAGGAACUGGAUCAGCUCCCUGCAGGCCGUGGCCCUCGGCUCCGACGCCUUCUUCCCCUUCAGAGACAACGUGGACCGAGCCAAACGGAGCGGGGUGGAGUACAUCGCCGCCCCCGCGGGGUCCACUGCCGACCAGGUGGUCAUCGACGCCUGCAACGAGCUGGGCAUCAGCCUGGCGCACACCAACCUGCGCCUCUUCCACCACUGAGGAGGUCCGUUACCCUGCGGCGCGACGCGGCGCGUCGCCAACCCUAAAUCUCCUGUUGCCGUUGGCGACGCCCGCGCUCAUUCCGCGCUUGAGCACUUCCAUACGCGCGCACUCCUCUGUGUCGUUCGCCGUGCGCUCCGAGCAUUCCUUCCCUACUGGAAACCGUUACUGUUUUUCUAAGGUUCCUCCAUGAAAUGAGGAAAAUAAAUGGGUUUGGAUAUAAUCCCCGUGAUUUGUGAAGUUCUUUUCUUAUUUGUACCGAGUGAGAUGGACAGAAUGGACAUGCGGCUAGUUCAGGUGACUUUCCUCAAUGUUACAAAAUGAUAAUCGUGAUUUAGAGGUUAUUUUUAGUAUUCAGUCUCAUUAUUUCCAGAUUAGAUAUGGGAACUUGUCCAAACGUAUUGUAGAUAACCUUUCUUAGAAAGCCAUUGGAAGAAUUUAAAAUGGUGCCAAACUGCAUGUCGUGUUUCGAACUGACUUUCUGAUGUAACAAAUUUUUUUUGUUCUCCAGCAAAUUGGUAACAUUUUGACCCACCUGAGAAUUAAGAAUUGGCUCAAUAUCAGAAUUCUGAAUUGUUGUAGUACUUGUAUGAAUAUCUGAUGUACUAUGCAAUGCAAAGAAGAAGCUAGAAGUUGGCUGAGUUUGAGUAGUUGAGUCAUCCAAGGCUGGAAUUUCAUUAUAACCAGAGCUUGGUUUAGGAUUAUUUGGAAGGUCUGCCUCAAACUUUCUUUAAGAUGUAGAACAAUCCUGACCUGCUGCUUUUGUGUCUGAAACCCAGCCACACCAUCAGUUUUCAUGUAUUUGCUAAAAUGGUAGAACUAUAAUGUUGUAGCGACUCAUAAUUGCAUAUAAUGUUGUAACUUGUAAUAACCUGCCUAUAAUUUUGACCUCUGGGACAUGAAGUCCAAACUACUCCUACCUGCUUGCGAAUAUAAAAAUGCUAAUCUAUACAUGCAAGAGCUAUAAAGUUAGAGACAGUAUUUAUGCUGCGUACAUCCCUUUUUAAAAUAAAAAAAGCAGUCAAAAAUCAGACGUUUUUUGAGGUUCUUGUAAAACUUUAUUAAAAGGAAUUUCUGUCCACAGUAGUAAAGACUUUGGCACCUACAGUAUAAAAAUAAAAAAAAGUUUACACCUCAAAAUUUGCAUUCACACAAAAUGCUUGGAAGAGAGGGAUAAAUAAAACUAGUUUUUUUUUUUUCUUUAAAAGUGAAAAACUACAACAAAUCGGUCGAGAUCGGCAAGCGUCACGGACAGUGCUUCCCCUACGAGAGCAGAAGCUAUCGGAGAGAAAUAAAACGAACACGCAUUUCAGGACGGGGAAGCGAACGUAGUCUGCGCACGGGUUCGACAGCUUGCGUUUGCUAAAACAGUGCUUCAUUUCAGAUGUUUUUUCUAUUUUCUUUUUUUUUUUUCUUAAAAAACAAAAAAAGUACAAUAACAGAAAAGUGACAACACUUAACACGCUGUUACUCAACGUUGCAUUUAGAGGAAUACUGAAAGGCGCACACUGCCCAAUCCUGGGCUCCAAAAUCUGAACUAACCAAUCGGAACAGGAACCAACAUUGCUAGUCACUCUGACUCAAAAUGGAGGGGGGUAAAAAAAAAAAAAAAACUUUCCUUUACGGCCUGGGUGUCUCCAUGGGGGUUCGUCCUCCUACACUUUUCCUGUAAAGACUACAAACCCCAGGGCCUUUUGGGACUACGUACAGGAAACGCUGCACAGGGAAUGUUUUUCUUUAAAGUGUCUCAAAGGGGUGUUAAAAAACAGGACAUCAAUUAACCAACUGUUUGGGGGGGG
Anguilla rostrata (American eel) is the source of this 3716-nucleotide messenger RNA. It is a transcript of the gene atic, whose product is annotated as 5-aminoimidazole-4-carboxamide ribonucleotide formyltransferase/IMP cyclohydrolase. NCBI's taxonomy places the organism in Eukaryota, Metazoa, Chordata, Actinopteri, Anguilliformes, Anguillidae. The record is from RefSeq and is a predicted model, not a curated record. Gene Ontology annotation, biological process: 'de novo' IMP biosynthetic process. The coding region runs from base 142 to 1917 and encodes 591 amino acids. The transcript is spliced from 15 exons. Gene Ontology annotation, cellular component: cytosol. Gene Ontology annotation, molecular function: phosphoribosylaminoimidazolecarboxamide formyltransferase activity; IMP cyclohydrolase activity.